Molecule: messenger RNA, 972 nt
Organism: Ostreococcus tauri
Lineage: Eukaryota; Viridiplantae; Chlorophyta; Mamiellophyceae; Mamiellales; Bathycoccaceae
Product: WD40/YVTN repeat-like-containing domain
Exons: 1
Coding region: 1-972 (323 amino acids)
Biological process (GO): cytoplasmic translational initiation
Cellular component (GO): eukaryotic translation initiation factor 3 complex, eIF3m; cytoplasm
Molecular function (GO): translation initiation factor activity; RNA binding; protein binding
Source: RefSeq, a predicted model, not a curated record
AUGCGUCCGAUCCUGCUCAAGGGCCACGAGCGCCCGCUGACGUUCAUUCGGUACAACCGCGAGGGUGAUCUCUUGUUCACGUGCGCGAAAGAUCAUCACCCGACGCUGUGGUACGGUGACACGGGCGAGCGCGUGGGCACGUACGUCGGACACAACGGCGCGGUGUGGACGUGCGACGUGAGCGAUGAUAGCUCGACCCUGCUCACGGGGAGCGCGGACACCACGGCGAAGCUGUGGGACGCGAAGACGGGGGAGUGCUACUUUACGUUUACGUUUGACCAGCCGGUGCGGGCGGUGGCGCUGGCGCACGGAGGAAAACGCGCGGCGAUCACGACGGAUCCGUUCAUGGGCGUCCCGAGCGCGAUACACAUCGUGGAGAUUGAUUUGGAGGAUCGGUCGAGGCAGACGGCGAGGGUGAUUCGUCGGAUCGAUGGACCGCAGGGACGGGUGACGCGCGUCUUGUGGGGACCGCUGAACCGAACGGUGAUCACGGGGGGCGAAGAUGGGAUCAUCCGGUCGUGGGACGCCGAGAACGGGGAAGUUUUGAAGAUUUCUCAGGAACACUCGAAACAGAUUCAGCACUUGUCCAUGAGCGAGGACGGAAGUCACUUUAUCAGCGCGUCGUUGGAUAAGACGGCCAAGGUGUUCGACUCAGAGACGCUGGAGUGUAUGAAGACGUACUCGGCGGAUCGUCCGGUGAACGCGGCGAUUUUAUCGCCGAUUAGGGAUCACAUCGUUCUCGGGGGCGGACAGGACGCCAUGUCCGUGACGACGACGAGCUCAAAGGCGGGGAAGUUUGACUCUAAGAUUUACCACAAAAUUUUCGAGGAGGAAAUCGGCGGCAUUCGCGGUCACUUCGGUCCGAUCAACGCCCUGGCGUUCAACCCGGACGGGCGAAGCUUUACGAGUGGAGGGGAAGACGGUUACGUGAGAAUCCAUCCCUUGGACAACUCGUACUUCGAGAUCCCAUGA